AUUUCUUCCCAAAUUAAACCUUCUUGGGGGACGAGAGAGAGAGAGAGAGGAGUAGCGACGGCUUGAGGAGGGGAGACGAGACGCAGCUCUGAGGUCUGGAGGAGAAGGUUGAAGGUUGAAGCACUGUUUGAGGAGGGAGGAAGAAGAGCUUUUUCAUCCAGUUAGACAACCUUGAUCAUCAAACAUCAAAGAGAGAUAAUCUUUGUGGAAUUCUAUAAGAUGGUGUGUGUUAGUUGAGCUGAAGCAUUUACUGUGAAGAAGUGUAGUAUAUUGUUAAGAACGUUAAGCAAGCAAUAGCCAAAAUGACUACUACAGAACAAAGUGCUGUCAACAAAACAUGGGAGCUCUCUCUCUAUGAGCUCCACAGAACUCCACAAGAGGCCAUCACUGAUAGUACAGAAAUUGCAGUAUCUCCACGCUCUCUCCACUCAGAGCUCAUGUGUCCUAUCUGCUUGGACAUGUUGAAAAACACUAUGACCACGAAGGAGUGCCUACAUCGAUUCUGCCAGGAAUGCAUCAUCACAGCACUGAGAUCAGGCAACAAAGAAUGUCCAACAUGUCGCAAAAAGCUUGUGUCUAAAAGGUCACUUCGUCCAGACCCAAACUUCGACACCCUCAUAUCAAAAAUCUACCCCAGCCGUGAUGAGUACGAGCAGCACCAAGAGAGAGUGUUUGCAAAGCUGAACAAGAACCACAAUCAUGCUUCCUUAAUUACUUCCAUAGAGGAGGGCAUCAGGCUGCAGAUUCAAAGCCGACAGAAGAACAGAAAAUCCAUGCAGGAGGAGGGGACCACUCCUACCCCCACCCCGUCAGCACCCUCCACCCCUACCCCCAGUGAACCCAACACACCAACCACCACAAACACCAGCGCUGCAACCACAGCCAAUCCCAACAACUCCACCAAUGCUACAAAUUCAUCAGCUCUAGGGCCUAGGGUAAAGAAGCCUCGAAGAACCUCAGAGAAUGAAUCAGGUGCAGGGUCCAGUAACGACGGCAAUCCCGGUGAAGAGAUCGAGGGACCUAUAGAAUCAGGGGAGAUCGAGCUGGUGUUCAGACCUCAUCCACUGGAGAUGAAUGAGGACAACGAAUUGAUACGGGAAUUGAAGGAUUCAUCCAUACGUUACAUUAAGACAACAGCGAAUGCUACAAUUGACCACCUCUCCAAGUACCUGGCUAUGCGGCUUACCCUAGCAAACAGGACCGGAGAGCUAGAGACAGAGCUCCCAUCUUCCCUCAACAACUUCUGUAUCUACAUUGCUCCAACUCCAGACCAAUAUAUCGGUGUUGGUGGCUCACUCACACUAGAACAAAUCAAUGAAAAAUAUUGGAGAGUAAAUAAACCCAUGGAAAUGUUCUACUCUUGGAAGAAAAAUUAAAAUGCAUGUUUACAACCAGUAAGAAAAAAUCAUAUGCAAGAGAACAUCAGCCAAAUGUUUGGGUCUUAAGGAAAGUUGCACAGUCUAAAACAAAUACAAUGUGUUGGUUUCUGAAAAGCUUUUAAUGGAUUGCAAGAUGAACUUCAGGUUUUUGUGGCAUACCUCUUAAAUGCAGUAAUCAGGAUACCUGUGUUUCUAGAAAAGACUUAAAUUAUGUUCAUGGAUUUACUGGUAAAUUCUUACCUUCACCAGAACAAGUAGUAGUGUGGGAUCAGAUAUAGUUAUUUCAGUAUCGCGUAAAAUCAUGUGGUUAAUUAGUGCUACAAAAAUGUAAAAUUUCAUACACCACUUUUUGGUGGCUAACAAAAUUCGUAAUCCAAAGAAGCAAAGAAGAAGGGUAGACAAGACCAAGUCACGGUAAAUAUCUCUCACACUCUGUGGACUGCAGCUUUAAUCUAGAACAUUUUUACACAUUUUAUGAAGAACACAGGUGUUAAUUUUAUUGUGCCUAUGACAGAGUACACUAUGAAUUCUGAUUUCAACCCUAGACGUCCAGAUUACUCAUUCUGGUGAAUAUAAUGGCAAACUGGGAAUGCUUUUGUUUGGAAAUUGUGAUAGAAUGAUAUAAGAAAGAUAUAGUAUUAACAAGGUAUUGAAACAUUAAGGUUUCAUUUUAGAACUAGAGUUGCUGGAGGAGUGAUAGUGCAUGUGUGUACAUAUCAUGCAUAUGCAUGUAAACUAUAUAUAUAAAUAUACAGUUACAUACAUGCAUAUGUGUGCUUUUUUCUUUUGGGUUAUGGAGUCUGAUUUUGUUCUUUCUUUCUUUCUUUCUGUCUUUCUUUCUUUCUUCCUUUCUUUCUUUCUGAAUAAUCAGUUGUGCAGGUAGGACUGUAGUUGGCAUGUUGGAUACAGUGUAUAUAUAUAUAUUUUUUUUUCUUUCUUUUUACUUUUUUUUUCUUUUAAGAUCUGAUUAGUCUUUGACGAUUCUUGAUAAUUAAUUUAAGUUGACAAAGCUUUGGGCUAUGAAGAGAGGUAUUUAAGGUGUCACUCAGUACAGUAAGAAUCAUUAAUCUAGAAUAUAGAGUAAUUUCAUCUUAAGCUCUUUGUGGUAACAUUUUGGUUAUGGGACAGUCCAUCAUAACUCACAUUUCACUUGAGACAUCUUGCACAAGGAUGGAUUAGUAAGACAUUGGGAUCUGGAGAUUUUUGUCAAACAAAUAGUGUGACAUUAUAUUUGUAUUUGUUUGCAUAUGAGAAUAAUCUUUGAUCACUUCCUAUUAUGAAUUUACAAAGCUGAAUAUCAUCAGAUCAGGAUUUUGCUUUAAAAUGUUUGACAUCUACUGCAUUUUCAUAUAUUACAAACUCUUUUGAUAUGAAAAAACAAUGAAAUAAAAUAAAACAAAUAAUUAUCUCAUUGCUUAUGAUUUUAGUAGUAAUUUACAUUUGCUCUAUUUGUUUGAUAAAAAUCCAUAUCAGGUAUGGUAUGUUUUAAAUCUUAUGUCACUGUAAUUCAGUAUUAGAGAGAUGAUUCAUGUAGGCUCAGUCUGUUAAUAAUCAUUCCACUGAAUAUGAUGCACAUCAUCUUUUUCUGGACUGUCUAUUUGUUUAUUAUCUAUAACUAUAUCAUUACUGUUGUCCUUCAGGAGUUAUUAGUAUGAUCAUUCCACAGAACAUAAGUCCACUUCAACUGAAGUUUGAGGAAAUUUUAUUUGACAAAAUGACAUGAAACACUUGUUGACUAUUAUAUCUGCAACUGUAUUCUGAACUGAAAACCUUAAAUAAUCUGAAAUAUUAACAAAGCUGAAAGGAAAGUAUGAGGAAUGUAUGAAUGGAUACUACAUUUAGAAGCGGGCCUACCGCAUAGUAGAAAAGGUUUGAUAAUAGAUUCUUGGAAACAGCAGUCUGAAGAGUCUGAAAAUUGCCAGAGUUAAAUUGUUUGUAUAUACAAUCACUUUAUUUUUGUCCUUAUUUAUAUUUUGGCAUAUGUAUGUAAACUAAUCCCAGUUAUAAAGAUCUUGUACUCCAUUUCUGUGAAACAAUGUACAACAUCCUUGUAUAUGAUUUUAUUCUUGUGUAUGUUGAAAUCAAAGCUGUAGUUUUGGUGCAAGGAUUUGAUGCUUAAACUAAGGGAAGCGUAUUCCACAGUUCAUUUUAUAUAUAUGAUUAUAUGGGUGUGUGAUUCAGCAGUGGAUAAAAGUAUGACCAAAAUGAAUGUGAGGUUCAGCUUCUUUCAGUCCCUUAAGGGUUUAAUAAGGAAUUCUUGAAUAGUUCUCCCAUGCAUUUGUCUAACUUCACCUACAUAUGACAAAUCCUUGUAGGAUAUAAAAAUAAAAGCUGAAAAUAACAGUGUGUAGGAGCAUUUGGUGUUAGUGUAUUGGCUUGUGUACAGUUUAGCUGUUUUAUGCCAGCAGGUUCUUUCUUAUGUCAUCCUAGAAAAGAAGGACAAUAAAAUACAAUUUAG
Molecule: messenger RNA, 3837 nt
Organism: Penaeus indicus
Lineage: Eukaryota; Metazoa; Arthropoda; Malacostraca; Decapoda; Penaeidae
Gene: Sce
Product: E3 ubiquitin-protein ligase RING1-like
Exons: 4
Coding region: 303-1376 (357 amino acids)
Cellular component (GO): ubiquitin ligase complex; PcG protein complex
Molecular function (GO): ubiquitin protein ligase activity; chromatin binding
Source: RefSeq, a predicted model, not a curated record